AUGCUGCACGUUGCUAACCAAGCCUCGACAGCUUCCCGCCACCUGGUGCUAGCACGGAGAGUAUCGCGCGGCCCCUUGUGGGCUCCGUGCCUUAUGGUGUGUUCAUCUGCCUAUGCAUCGUGGGACGGACCUAACUUGCAUGUCCGUCUAGGCUCAAUCAUCACCACUUGCGCCAACCCAGGAACCUUGGCACUGACCUAUGAUGAUGGCCCUUACAUCUACACCUCCAACCUGCUCGACAUCCUUGAGGCCCAGAACAUCACCGCCACCUUCUUUGUCGCCGGUAACAACAUUGGCAAGAACCGGAUGGACAACCCCGAUACGCCUUGGCCGGCCGUGAUGCAAAGAAUGUACGCCGCCGGCCACCAUAUUGCAAGCCAUACAUGGACCCACCGCAACCUAAAUGAGGUCAAUAGCACCAUCCAAAGAACCGAGAUAAUCUACAACGAGAUGGCAUUCCGAAACCUAUUUGGCUGGAUUCCCACUUACAUGCGCCCGCCGUUUCUUGAAUGCGACGCCGGGUCAGGAUGCCAGAACCUGCUCAAGACACUCGGUUACCACAUCAUCAACGUUAAUAUCGACACCAAGGACUACAUGUAUGAUUCGCCUGAAGAGAUUCAGACCGCCAAGGACCGCUUCUCCAAUGGUGUCUCAACAAACGCGGCAGCAAACAAGUACAUCGAGCUGUCCCAUGAUGUGCACUAUCAGACCGUGGUCAACUUGACACAGUUCAUGAUUGACACUGCCAAGGCGCGUGGCUAUCGCCUUGUGACCGUAGGAGAGUGUCUCAAUGAUCCCAGAGAAAACUGGUACCGGUCAGCGGGUGGCGCUAUUAGCUCCGGCGUCGCAGUCGGCACGACGAGGACGACGACGACAACCUCGGUGCCCACUUCCGUGGCCUCGACGCCUAUCUCAUCGCCGCAGACCAGAGCCACGUCUAGCACAGCAUCCACCAGCGUCGCAACUCGCACAUCGUCGUCAAGUGUCCCUUCUUCGACCAACGUAUCACCGGACCAGACCUGUGGUGGCACCACGGGUUACACGUGCCUCAACUCAGCGUUUGGCAACUGCUGCUCCUACUAUGGAUUCUGGUAA
Messenger RNA from Colletotrichum fioriniae, 1095 nucleotides. NCBI's taxonomy places the organism in Eukaryota, Fungi, Ascomycota, Sordariomycetes, Glomerellales, Glomerellaceae. The record is from RefSeq and is a predicted model, not a curated record.